Molecule: messenger RNA, 10809 nt
Organism: Dermacentor andersoni
Lineage: Eukaryota; Metazoa; Arthropoda; Arachnida; Ixodida; Ixodidae
Product: rho guanine nucleotide exchange factor 11-like
Biological process (GO): G protein-coupled receptor signaling pathway
Cellular component (GO): cytoplasm
Molecular function (GO): guanyl-nucleotide exchange factor activity; G protein-coupled receptor binding
Source: RefSeq, a predicted model, not a curated record
AUGGAAAGUUUGUUUUUAUGUACGACUUGAGUGCAGUGGGAUUAUGUGAUUACCCUUGAUACUUGGAAUAAUGGAUAUAUCCCCCGGCCUGCACGACAGGUACACUGCAGAUGAACAAAAUGAUUGGACAUGAGGCUUGAAGUUAUCUUGGCGCGGUUGACAUGAGGCUCUAUGGCGCCAGUAACUAUGGACAGGCUCAGGUGCCACACCCGGUCCACUCACAGGCACAACUCAGGCACUCGCACACGUGCAAAAAACAAAUCGAUAGCUGGACGCCCUGUGCGCACAGAUGCAGUGCGGCUGGGCAGCUUCAGCAAGGGUGAUGUACUGCCAAAAAGGGAGGAGCUGCCCCAUACUGCUGAUGGAUACGAUACCCAAGGUGUCCUGCUGGUGCAGCGGUGCCUGAUCGUGCGGCGGGAUGAGAAGGGCUAUGGCCUAACUGUAUCAGGCGAUAACCCCGUUUUUGUGCAGUCCGUCAAACCAGGUGGGGCAGCGGCACGGGCAGGUGUUCACCAGGGUGACCGUAUUAUCAAGGUCAAUGGGACAUUGGUGACACAAUCUAACCACCAGGAUGUGGUGCACCUGAUCAAGUCGGGGGCCCAUGUGGCACUCACCCUGCUCGGACCGCCACCCUCUGGUGGAGGUAGUGGGGGUGCUGGUGAACGGCCCAACAACAACACUGGUGGUGGAACCACCAGCACAGCACCUGCAGCCUCGCCACCCAGCCACCAGCCGCUGGCUUCGAAGCAAUCUUCGGAACGUAUCACUGGGCCCCAGCCGGUAGAUCCUGAGAAGCAACAGCAAUGCACAAACAUUUCGUACCUGACAAUCAAGAAGAUGUUGGAGAAGGAGCAGGCUUAUCUGGUGCAACUGCUGCAGGAUUAUGGCAAAACUUCAUCAGAGAAAAGCCAUACAGAGAUGCAGAGUGCCCGAAAACGCAUUUCUCACCUGGAGAACCAGCUGUUGGCCCUCAAGGGCUCCAACUCUGGCCAGGAGGCCACCGGUGCCAGUUCACGUCCGCGCCCGGGUAUAGAAGCGCGUCGGAGCACGGAAGGCCCCGAGGGGCUACGCUCGAGUUCCUUCCAUGUUGCACCUCACCCGACGACAGGGCGCCCCCGGUCGGGACCUCUGGCAAGCUCGGCCUCAUUGGAGAACCUGUCGCAUGCACUUGGACCCAGCCCAUGGAGUGUACCGACACACUUACGACAGCGUUCAAGCCCUGAGACACUGCUGUGCACCCUUGAGGGCACCCUAGGUCCAGUUGAGGAGCCCCCUGUGGGGCCUAGUCUUGACUUGGGGCUUGUUCCUUCUUCUUGCACAGACAAUCCCCCAGUGACGCCUGUUAGGGACCCUGGUGACCUGACGGAGGCUUGGCGUGGUGAUGACACGACCGAGGAAGCUGACAACACCUCUGAAGAGGGAUUCCUGGAAGGCGAGUUUCCUGGAUUGGACGACAGCCUUGAAGGCCGACCACUACAGUACGGCACUCCCCCAGAAGGACCUCCUACAGGUGGCCGAGUGCCUCUGCAGCAGAGCAGUAUUCUCUCCAUGGACGAUGAGGAACGAACCUCAGACAACGAGUUGACGCAGUUGGGUGACAAUGGUCCUUUCAACAAUAUCUGGAAGCUCCUGCGGCAUCCUGCGCACUUGGCAGUGUUCCUGCAUUACUUGCUUUCGAGCCAGAUGAAACCCUCCAGCCUGCUGUUUCUGAUAAUCACGAACUUGUACAAGCUGGGCACUGGCAAGGAAAUGAAGAAAUGGGCCUAUGAGAUCACCUCUACCUUCCUGGUGCAGAAUGCGCCUCUUGGUAUUGAGAACAUCGACGAGACCAUCCUGAAGGAAAUUGGUGAAGAACCAGAGUGGCCUAUGGUCCACCUUGCAGACAAGGUUCUGCAGACAAGCCAGGAACAGCAGGGCCAGGAAGAAGAGGAACUAAAGGACAUCUUCCUCAAGGCACGUGAGAAGGCCAUGGAGCAGCUCAAGCGCCUACUUGUCGACUUCCGAAACACCCGCACCAUCGGGCUGUCUGGGCUGUACAUGCCGAAUGACGUUACGCUGGACGACUCACUACGGGACAAGAACGCUGAGCUCCACAUAGUUGAAUCCCUGCUACUCACCGAACUGGAGACGUUAGGGAAGGAGGACCCAGAGAAUCUGUCAGACUACAAGUCUGCACUGGCCUCUGCCUUGGCCACAGUGCUGAAGAGCUUUGGCGUCAAGACGCCCAAUGCAGUGACCCUCAUCGAGCGGUUUCCCACCUUUGUAGCCCGUGAAAAGUCGCGCCUGAAGUUCUUUCCUCGCAACAAGAAGUUUGCAUUUCAGACGAUAAACACCCGAGGCCACCACUUCCAGUCACAGCAGUACCACUGCGUCACCUACUGCAACCACUGCCAGCACAUCAUCUGGGGAGUCGGUGACCAGGGCUACCAGUGCACCAACUGCGAGAUGAAUAUCCACAAGACGUGCGUGCGGGUGGUGGAGGAGCAGUGCAUCGGGUCACUGCGGCACAAGAAGGCCAAGAAGAACCAUCGCAUGUCUGGUCUGAACCUCAUGGAGGGCAUCAAGACCAAAGCACGCCGCCCAAAUGCCCGCCGGGGCACCCAGCACUCCGUGGAGGACUGGACCGGCUCCCUUGACCCGGCCGUGCUACCCCAGGACCCAGAUCGGAGUCGUCCAGAAACCGGGGAUGAGUGCGAAGCUACUGUGGCGGGUGGUGCUGCAGAGCUGCUCGACAGGGGGGCGGCCCGCAAGAACUCUGCCACUGCUGUAGGGCGUUCAGAGAGCUUUCGUCAAAGGAGGGAAACACGGCCAUCUUAUCGCAAGCGCAGUGACCCCAACAUCCCAAGGUCCAAGAGUGAUGUGGACGUUGAUGACAAGCCAACUAACCUCAACAACUCGGGCAGCUCCUCCAACUCCAGCCUGUCCACCAGCAGGAGCUUGGAGAGCCCGAGCCAGUCCUGGGAGGCAGUGCAUCGUGGGGAGGUACCGCCGCUGGGUCCUCUGGAUGACUCGGACCUGGAGUGGGACCUGGAGCCACCAGACUGGCAGGCUGCUCUGGGCCGCGAGACCCUGCGGCAGCUCAAGCCGAAGGAGAAAAAGCGACAGGACGUGCUUAAUGAGCUCUUCCACACAGAACGGUCGCAUGUGCGCACGCUGAAAGUGCUUGAGCGCAUCUUUCGGCGACCCUUGCAGCAGCAGGAGCUGCUGGCCCCCGAGCUGCUGCAGCGGCUGUUCCCCAACUUGGAUGAGCUGCUGCGCAUCCACCAGGGCUUCAGCACCCUCAUGAAGCGGCGGAGAGCACAGGAGCCGCUCAUCGGCGACAUUGGCCCCAUGAUGCUCGCCAUGCUGGAUGGUGAGUCUGGUGAGCGUCUCCAGCAGGCAGUGGCCACCUUUUGCCAGCACCAGUCUCUAGCCCUGGAGGCCCUAAAGGCGAGGCAGAAGAAAGACCAAAAGCUGGCGCAGUUCCUUGUUGAUGCAGAGAUGCACCCGCUGUGUCGGCGGCUGCAGCUAAAGGACUUGGUUGCGGCAGGCUUCCAGAGGCUGACCAAGUACCCACUGCUCAUUGAGAAUGUGGCCAAGCACAGUGCUCUGGGCUCACCCGAGCAUGCCCAGCUGCAGCACGCCCUGCAGUGCUCGAAGCGCAUCCUGGCACACGUCAACCAGGCCGUGCGCGAGGCUGAGAACACCCAUCGCUUGGCCGAACUUCAGCGGCGCCUGGACAAGAGUGCUUUGGACAAGGUAGAGAACCACCCCCUGAGCCCAGUGUACAGGCAUCUUGACCUCAAGCGACACCGACUGGUGCAUGAGGGUGCACUAACAAUGCGGCUGCCACGUCAGAAGCCACUUGAUGUCCAGCUGGUGCUGCUAGAGGAUCUAUUGCUGGUUCUUCAGCGCCAAGAUGGUAGUGAGCGGCUGGCGCUACGUUUCUAUUCCGUGAGCCUGCCGACUGCCACAGCAGAGGACCGCAUGCUACAGUGCCCCGUCAUGCGGCUGCAGCACCUGCAUGCCCGUGACGUUGCCACUGACCCGCGUGCUUUCUUCCUCCUUGACACGGAACCUGAGCAGCGUGCCAUGUGGGAGUUCGCUGCCGCGUCGGCCGUUGAGAAACGCGGGUGGCUCGAGCACAUUGCCGCUGCCACACGGGCACACGUGCCCCCUGGCGAUGACGAAGGCAAGCACGCUCCUGAAACGCCCUCGGAGGACGCACCUACAGUGCUCGACACUGGUGUGGCAGACCAUGAGGACGAGGAAGAAGAAGUGCCUACGGACAAGGAAGAAGGAGGGAGCAGAGAAGAGGAGGAGACGACGCCUCCAGCCUCGGUGGCAGAACAGACGGAGAGGAGUGACAAGGAAGAACCUGCCAAGGAGGAGGGCCCUGACAAAGAACAGGGGGUGCUGGCCGGUGCUCCAGUGGCAACACCUACAGUGGCCCAGGGAGGCCUAUCCCUGGUUGAUUUCCAAGAGGUGGUGGUGGUGCCCAGUGCUCCCUGUGAAACGGCCACACCUGUGCUCACUCCCAUUGAGCAACUUCGGCGCCAGGACCAACAGGUGCUCUCAGCGCUGGCUGAGAAGCAGGCACUUCUUGCAGAGAUCCUGAGAAUUCCCAGUGAAGACUAUGUUCACAUGGCUGAGAUCUCAGAAGAGAUGAAUGCUGAGAAGGGCCUCAUGGAGCUUCUGCUGCAGGUCACCUAUCAUGCGAACCAACUGCCAGCGCUGAUCAAUGAGGCAAUGAACGUCACAGAGGAGGAUGCUGUGGCUGCUGCCUCAAGUCCUGAAGGUGCAGCUCGUCGUCCAGGGGUGUGCCCUCACCGCCUGCUGUCGUCUGUACAGCCACUGCUGCGUUACCUCAGUCUGCUCGCUCCAAGCCUUGCUGAGCUGGAGCAAGAGAGACAGCGGUUGCGCCUAGAGCUGUCGCGCCUGCAAGACGCCCGACAGCCGCUGCCCUGCACAGAGGACGAUGACAGAGGUGUGAUUGCAGUGGCCAAUGAGGACAUGGCCGCCGAGUGCUGCCGCGAGGCUGCUGUGCAGACACUGGAAGAGGCAGUCUGCCACUGUCCGACUACCGACCUGGAUGCAGAAGACGAGCUCCCACACGACGAACCACAGCCAGCUCAGGCGCAGCCCGUCUACUUCUGAAAAGCACAAGUGCCUACUGCAUGCCCGCCCCUUCACCAGUUGUAGAUACCUUGCCCAGAGGAGGGGAAAGGGCACUGUCACCCCACUGCUGCUGUACAUAGUUUUUCUUAAUUUUUUUCCACGUGUCUGCCCUCUCUCUUUAAUUUAAUGACAGCAAAUAAACCAGUUGGCCGUGCAUCAAAGAAGGUGGUCUCCCAUUAGCAAAAUGCCUGGUCAUGAGUUCUGAAGCAGGGCUCUGCAAACUGUGGGCAGCAAGGCUUCGUUCUCUGGUAAAUGUGGAAACCCAGCCUGGCUGGAAGCAUAGAGCUUCACACAGGUAAUUAUUGGAGGGUGAUUUGGCACUGUUUCACCACCACAUUGGACUGGCAUGUAGUGAAUGUAUUUUAUUUGACUUGGCCAGAGGCUUGCUUGAAAAUUUAUUGCUGCUUAGUAGCAUUCUUUUUUUUUUAAAUAUUUUUUAUGAGGUAACCUAACCACAAGUGCCCCUUGUCUUAAGUACAUGGGAGUCGAGAAAUCACUUGCUAGUUAUCCACUAAAACAAUUAAGGUGUAGUUUGUUGGUUUUAAUAUAAAAAGCUUUUCUACUGGCUGUUAUACGCAAUUUUAUUUUAUACCUUCACUUUUUCUUUCAAAAAUUUAAAUUCUUUAAAAUUGAAGCAUUAAAUUAACAGUUAUAGCUCUGCAGCAAGCACAGCUGUUGUAAACUGUAUGAAAUGUUCAAAACAGAAGAAAUGGGCAUUCCUUCGAGUUGUAGGAAUGUUUACGAAUAUGACAUUUUCAAGGUUAGUUUAAACAGUGCACUUACUUACAUAAACUGUAAGCCAAUGUGUCAUAUUCUUCAGCUUUAAAUACACUAUACUUUGUUUCAUACUUAGCAGGCAAUGCUGCAGAAGCUAUGCAAGUAGUGUGUUCAGAGAUAGCUCCACGCGUUUUCCAGUGCAGUUGUUUUUGAUCAGCAAUGCUUUGUACGGAAUGUAUGUGUCAUGUGUAUCACAACUACAACUUGUGGACAAAAGGGGAUGUUGUCACAUAUUUGUGCGCCUUUGCGCUUCCAGUAUGUGACGUGCUGGGUUUUGGUCAUGAACGCAAGCGGUGUGCUGUGGCUGCUGGUCACGAAAACCUGUCGCUCCAUUUAGAUCGUAAAUAGGGUCAUAGCUACGACACCUUCCACGUAAUAAUUAUGUCACAUUUUGCGACAUAGAAAGCAUGAGACAACAUUACAUCGAAUUACAUGAUGCACACCUGUAUGUUUGGUUCAUGUGGAAUGCGCUACUUUUUUGUCGCAAAUGCAAGCGUUGCCUGCUAUGUUUGAAAUGUGCAUAAUACUAGUUUACAGGAUCACUUUUUUUUUCUGUUCGCAGUUUGAGUCAUAAAAUUGAUGCUCUGACUUUUUUCAAAUAGGUAUUCAAAUUUUUUGAAACGUUGUAAGACAUAUGAGACCCUAAAUAAAAAAUUAUGCAUCCAGCAAUGGGUAGAAUUCAGCUUUAUCUUUUAAAUCACAUGAAUAUUAAUGAGAUCAGCUCAGCAGUUCUGUAAUAUAAACGUACUUAUCACACUGGUGAUGGUCUGCUCCUCUGAGACCAGUGUGUCGUAACAAUUUGCACGUAGCCAUAGUGUGUGUGCACACAACGCUUUCAUGCCAGCAGUGGAGCAUCAGGGUCCGUCCACUUAGUUUCUGCUAAAAUGCUCUGCUAAAAAAUAUUUGAAGGGAAUGCUUCGACGCUUAACAUGUACCUGAGAAGAAAAAUCUUGAAGUUUGGUGACGAUAAAGCUUUCUACUAAGUUGAGGUUUGCUGCCUGGUCACAAUCACAGCCUAUUUUGUUUUAGCAGUUAAUGGUUCACAUUUAAAAGUGUAUUUCAGUUUAUCGUGACAUUGGGCAAUGUUUUAUCAGGAAUGAACUUACAGUUGCAAGUCAUUUUGGAUAACUUGCAUGGUGAUUCGCUAAGUAGCUCUGAAAAGAGUCAUAUUAUGGCGUUUUGAUGGUAACUCUGUAAUGUCCAAACACAGUUCCACAUCAAGAAAAUUUGGAACAAAUUGUUCACUUUUAUUUAUGGUACAAAAAACAAUGAAAUGUUAAUACUUCAUUAGAAUAGUAAUUCGUAUUUCGUUUAACUAUUCACAGCUGAAACUUCACUCCAUCAUAUCAAAUAUACAGCUAUGAGCUCUGUGCUAAAUAAAUUUCUUGCACUUAAAUAAGGUUUUUGAGGCAUCAAACUCAGUAUAGCGUAUGUAUGGUGGACGUUACAGCCUUAAUCAUUGCUGAAUAUUGAUAAUAGACAUUCAGUUUUCAAAAAGCCAAAAAAAGGGGAAGUCAUGGAUAUACGCUGGAGUCUCCACUAUACAAGCCACAUUUGUGCUUGCCCACUUCAACUGCGUUUACUGGCAACUCUUAGACAGUAGCACAAGACUUCAUCCGAGUGAUUAUUGUGUGAAGUUUCAUGCCUCGGUGCCUCAUACAAACCUUAACUCUUUCUGUACUGAAGACAAGAUCGCUUUUUUUUUUAUAUUUCCAUGAAUGUUGUUGCAGAAAGCCUUGCACAUCAAGGGCAGGUUUUUUAAAAACGAGUAAACUAAGCCCUGAACAAAUGUACGUGGCUUGAAGCUUAAUACGUCCACUUGGUGCUUUGGGGUUGUGAAGUCAUAAUCUAGCCAAACACAUCUUUUGCCCUUACGUAGUGUCAUUAUUUUUCUUUUUUUGGGUUUUGCAAGAAAUGACAGGGGAAAUGCCUUUUAAAGCAUUCUUGCUCAUUCAAAAAUCUUUCAAAUUCUAGUACUGUACUUCUUCUUUCAUAAGGAAAAUAAACCUAAAUUGUACCAAUAUUGUGGCCAGCAAAAUGCAGGGCUCUGAAUUUCACCGAACGCGAUGUUCCUGUACACACUUCCUAAAGGACUAGAGUGGGCAGUCCGUGUCAGCUGCCACCUGCUGUGCACUGUCGCAGGGAAUCCUGAACUUGGCAGAGAAAGCGACUCUGCAGGAGAACAGCUGCAGUUCUUUUUUUUUUUUUUUUUUUCAGUGCUACCGAGUGUUGGUUUACAGCUAGUCAUGCCUGCUGCAACUUUUGCACUUUGCCAUCGUAGUUGCAGCGUCAGUUCACACUGCAUGAUCAUUGUUGUUAUGCUUGCAUAGAUCUUCCAGAGUUCUGUGUUACCAACAGGUGCAUGCAAUAGUGUCCAGCCUGUCUGAUCGAAAUUCAAUGCACAACAUUUAGCGACAUAAAUUGUGUGCUUUAGUUGGCGUGGCAUAAUAUGCGCCAACAACCACAGUGAGGCCUGAUGAAACAAGACGAAGGAAUCUUCAUCUGAUAUGCUUAACAGUAACGGCAUCUGUUGGAAACGAGAAACGCAACUGCACCACUUUUAUUUUGUCAGCACAUCACAUUUCACACACUUUGUUUCCCUAGGCGCCUUUUCUUGGUGCCAAAGUACAGCAUAGUUUCUUAACCCCUUACUGCAUGAAUUCUUAUUUCCUUGUAAAAAAAAACUAAAGCUUUUGCAUAAGUUAAAUAUGCCCAUACAUACCUAAGUUUUCCAAGAAAACCAUAGUCGCGAUUUUUUUAGCAAAAGCUGGCACACAUAAUACAUGAUGCGCCAUGCAGUACAGGCAUAUUUUUUGACCAUACAGAUGAGUGUUUAAGUUCCAUAAAACCUACAAAAGAAAUAUCUGAGCUAUUGGAAAAAGCUGAUACUUUGUUGUACAGCUGGAGUGCGUUUCUGUACAGUUUCAUCUGCUACAAGUUUCUUCGAAGCGUCAUGAUGUCACUCUCGAUUGACUAAUUGGUAACCCCAAUACCUAGGCCAGAACCUUUAGUGUUUCUUUUUAUUUGAAUCUUUGCUUUGCAUAGUGUUUAGGAGACCAACACAAAGCAGCACAAGCCAGAAGAAUGCGUCCUUCAUUGUCUUCCACGAGUUCUUUGUUGCUGCUGUUGUCUCUGAUAUUAGAGCAGACCCCUUGCUAUAAUAUUUAUUGCAACACUGCUAGCAUAUUUAUUGUCAUGAUAAUAAUGGCACUAAAAAACAGUGACCCAUAAAAGUGUUUUAUUUGGCCACUAAAUUUGUUUUCUCGCAAAGAAACAAAUGUCUGCUCUGAUCCAUGAAACUAUCCAUAACUGCAUGCGUAUGAUACAGAAAUUAAUGCUUUCCUUACAGGCAAUACAAAUAUCUUUCUCGUUCAAAGUGUUACAGUGGGUAGAUGAAGAGCAGUCGGACACUGGCAUUUUUGUAUGCUGAUUUGUAGUGUUCAAAUUGUCAACGUAACUUGUCUAUUUAUAUAUUAAUUUUCGUUUGUUGUGUGACGAGCUGGCACUAUACAGAAUUUUUUUUAAUGGUGAAAAUUAUUUGCAGAGUUUUGGUUACUAUGUAUUUCAUUGGUAGAUAUGACACAAAUUCUGUGUAAAUAUGUAAUAUUUCUCUUUUUCUUUUUGAUUCUUUUAAGUUUGAAGGAGGAAUUCUAUGUGUAUCACAUACAACACGCUAUGCAGUAAAGGGUUAGGCUUACCCUAGAUGGAAAUGUUGCACCCGUGUCAAUGUGGGUUUCAUCAAGGGAAUAAAGACUCCCAGCAAGGGGAUAAUUACUUUUUCGCAAUGAUGGGCCUUUGCAGAACUUUGCUUGUUUUAGAAGUGCACAAAGGAAUGCUAAGCAAACAAAAUGCUAGCUGCCAGCGGUGAACAGAAGCAAAGUGACUGAUGUACUUUUGUCAUCAGUUAUAGGUGAUGCAUUAAACUGGUCAGCACUAUCCUCAUCACAAGCAAGACUCAUGCACAAUAUCGGAAAGGUUAACAAAACUGAUACUUAGAAAUGCCAUCUUCAUAAGCGUAGACUAUGGCAUUCUUCAAGAGUGUCCGAUGCUCAACUCUUUUUCUUCUUUUUUGGCAGUUUCAUAAUGCAGAGCCAAUUUACUGCACAGCACAGUCCACUUUUGGUGGUUUAGUGAAAUAUUAAAAUUAAUUAAUGCCCUUGAAAGUUUCCUGGUUGUCUUGUACAAACAGUAUUCUUUAAUAAUUCCAAUUGGGAUUUUGUAACGUAUUUGACUUUUUUCCCUCCAGUGCUGAAAAGGUCAAGUUUUCAAUAUUUUAAUGUGAUAGCACAAAAAAUUAGCAUGAUGCGAGUGAGGUGCUAUUUUGUUGCCUUGGGAUCUUGCCUUCCUGAUGAUUUUCAUCACUACUGAUUUUCAUUGGAACAUUUGAACUAACUGUGGUCAGUGCCUCAUAUGUGCCGAAAAAUAUUUUGCACAUCUCAAAUUUAUGGGUUUGCAAUAUAGUGAGAUAGAAUUCACUACAGUUCAGUUUUUCAGCCAAUUGAUGGUGUCAACUUGUAGAAAUGCCGUUUUGGUGUUGAUUGGCACAUUUCUGCCUUGUGCACAAUAAGGGCAGCUGGAGGAGCAAGCAGUUGCCACUUAAUCUCUUAUCUGUAAGAUAAGCCCGAGUAAGCACCCCAUUAAAAACAGGCGGUACAUCAGUCUGUGUAUAAUAAGCUAGUAUAUGAAUCUGUAAAUAGCAGGCCCAGCCCUGCAGCGUGUUAGCUGGUAGGAGUUUUGACUUUGGUUGUGUUACUACGGUUAUGCAAUUAAACUGUCCAAUUAACUGAAUGUGAUCACCCUUGAAUGAAGCUUUUUGUAACGUGGGACCUGUGGCAACUUUUGGAAUCAUUGUAUUAAAGACCCGCGCAUCUGGAA